Drosophila serrata is the source of this 2592-nucleotide messenger RNA. Its product is annotated as CWF19-like protein 2 homolog. NCBI's taxonomy places the organism in Eukaryota, Metazoa, Arthropoda, Insecta, Diptera, Drosophilidae. Gene Ontology annotation, cellular component: post-mRNA release spliceosomal complex. The record is from RefSeq and is a predicted model, not a curated record. Gene Ontology annotation, biological process: mRNA splicing, via spliceosome.
UUAUACUAACGGUUUUUAGUAUAUCUUAGCGGCAGACCGAGCAGCGGUCUUACUGCCAUAAAGUAAACAAAUUUUAAAGUUUGAUCAACAAAUAUGAGCUACAUACAAUUUGAGAGUGGCAGGGAGAAGGACAAGGCCCGACAGGAGCUGCGAGAGGCCCGCGCGGAGAUGCUCCAGCAGGCCAAAGAGCGGGCCGAGCUCCGGGACCAGCGGGAACGGCAAAAGGAACUGCGCGGUGAGGCCGACUGGAUGCUGCCCGCUGUGGCCAAGAAGUUGGAGAAGUCCUCAUCCGCCGUGCCAAAAAAGUCCAAGAAGAAGCGGGAUAAGCACAAAUCCAAGUCCAAGUCCUCAAAGGUCAAGAAGUCCUCUAAAAAGAGCAAGAAGCGUCACAAAAAGAGUAGCAGUAGCAGCAGCGAGAGCAGCGACAGUGAAUCCUCCGAUUCCAGCACCUGUUCCAGCUCCUCCGCCUCUAGCGAGGACGAAAAAGAGCACAGAAGACGCAAGAAGAAGAAGAAGUCCAAGUCGAAGCGAAGCCACAAGGAUAAAAGCAGUGAUGAGGAGUGGGUUGAGCGUAGUGCUCCCGUGGCGGAAAAAGCGCCGGAGCAGUCGACGUCCCUUCAACGCGACAGCUGGAUGACCAGCGAGGCUCUCGUGCUAAGGACCUUCUCCAAAGAACGCAAGGAGCCCGCAAAGCCCAACGAGAAGCUGCAGCAGAUCGACGCCUACGAUCCGGCCAAAAGCGGGCGCGAGUUGAAUCCUUACUGGAAGAGUAACGGCACGGGUCUGCCCAGCUUCCAAAAGCCUCAGGCCGACGAUGACGACGGGCCAGUCAAGCACCAAUUACAUCCCCCUGCACAGAGCUCCGCUUCACGCGGCUGGCGAAAAGCAACUGCCAAGGCUCCUAGUCCAGAAAGUAGAAGACGUAGCAGAUCUCCUUCAAAGAGUGCCUCUUCAGAGGAGGAGGAGGAGCAGGACGAGCCUGAAGAGAAAGCUACCCUCGGUUGCCUCACGGACGAGCAGAUCAACGAGCUGGCGGGCAAAGCCAUCAAGGCGGAGCUAAAGGGCAAGACGGAGCUGGCAGCUGAACUGAACCAGCAGCUAGAGGCGGCACGCAAGGCGCGGGCGGACUUCAUAGCCACCGGCAAAUCAGUAGCAAGUGCCAGCAGAAAGCCAACAAAGGCUAAGAGCUCUGCUCAAGAGCAUGUGCUGCUCACAAAGACAGAUCAGAGCGGGAACGUGCGUCCCCUGGUGCAGGCCAAGUCGUCAACCAGCGAUCCUCGCGAGCUGUACGGCGGGCGCAGGGGUCAGAAGCGCGGCAGCAGCGGCAAGAAGGUGGACACUCACGUGGAUGGCCAACGGGUGCGAUACUUCGCCGACGACGACCGCUACGACAUUAAACAGAUGUUCGAACGGGAGAAGCAUGCUACGGCUGCCGAGUCCAACCUGCAGUACGCUGAUAUUCUGUCCAAGCACAAGAAUCCCAACGACGAUCUGGAGGACAUAUUUGCUGACAGGGUGCGCAAAAACAUCUCGGCUGCCGACGCCGAGCAGCGGGAGCUGCAAAACGCCAUUCGGGAGCAUGAGAAGCUGGCAGCCAGUUUGGAGAACUGCGAACGCUGCUUCGACUCCGCCAAGCUGGAUAAGCAACUGCUAGUGUCCAUGGGCGAGAAGAUCUACCUCAGUUUGCCAUGGUAUGUGGGUCUGCAAGGCGGCCACUGUAUCCUAACGACACUGCAGCAUGUUUCCUGCUGCACGCAGCUGGACGAGGACGCCUGGGAGGAGUUGAGCAGCUUCCGCAAAGCUCUCACCCGCAUGUUUGCCGCUCGAAACCAGGAUGUAGUCUUCUACGAGAUCGCCAACAAGCUUCAUCGGCGUCCGCACGUCAGCGUUCACUGCAUUCCCAUUCCCUCCAGCAAGGGUGAGAUGGCGCCCUUUUACUUCAAGAAGGCCAUCGAGGAGUCUGAGCAGGAGUGGUGCAUUAACAAGCAGCUGGUCUCGCUGCGCCACAAAUCGCUACGCGCGGCCAUUCCCAAGGGACUGCCCUACGUGUGGGUCCACUUCGGCAUGGACUCGGGAUUUGCGCACGUUAUCGAGGACCAAGACCGUUUCCCGGCUAACUUUGCCCAGGAAAUAAUUGGCGGAAUGCUGGAGUUGAAUCCAAAUACUUGGCGCAAGCCGCGAAAGGAACAAAACCCCAUUGGCAAGGUCAAGUCGUUCGCCGAAAACUGGAAGAAAUUCGACUGCACGGAGCACUGAUGGAACCCCGCUAGGCUGUGUCCACACUGAGUCAAGGAUUCGUCUUUUAGUUGUUUCUAAACAUUAUGCUUUAGGGAUUCUUUGAUAUUUUUAGUAUAGAUCAAAAGUGUUAGAUGAACAAUUAGUAUCUUAUUUGAUAACGUUUUAAAAUUGCAAACGUUAUUUAAUUCAUUGAAAUGUUCAUGAUUUUAUAAGUAUAUCCAAGCCAAAAUACAUCGUUUAUCUUGGUUAUCUCUUUCUGCUCCAAUACAAAGAUUAAUGUAAGCCAAACUGGAGAAACUUCCUGUCUAGGGGUUGCUAUAGCCCGCUCUCCCUUUCAGUAAUAAAAAGAGGGGA